AUGGCGAACUUGUAUGAGGAAGUGCAGCUAUGGAAAACACCUAGCGAACGGGAGAAAAUCCGCAAUCUUGCAGAAGUCUACGCCCUCAUCAAUACGCUUCAGUUUCUUCAAAAGGCCUAUAUUAAAGAUUGUAUCAAGGAAGAAGAGUAUGCCACUUCGUGUCGGAAGUUAUUAUCCCAAUUCAAAGGGGCUUUUUCGUUAGUCAAAAGCGAAUUUUCGACUGUGGAGUCAUUUGUGGAAAAAUACAAGAUGGAUUGCCCUGGCGCCUUGAAAGUCAUCAACGAAGGCCUCACCAUUGAAGAUCGUGACAAAAAGCUUCUCAUUCGCUGUACCGAGCUGUUUAUCACCACUAUCGACAGACUAAACAUGGAUCAAUUAGCUAAGGACCAGAUUCAGCCCGAUAUUCGCAAUCUCUGGGAGUGUAUGCACGGCCUCUCCUUCAUCCCUUCCGACUUUGAUGGCAAGAAGAGAAUAAAGCACUGGCUUGAUGUCAUGGAACCGAUGGAUGCAUCAGAAGAGCUAUCACCCACUCAGGGUCGACAACUCUUGUUCGAUAUGGAGACGAGCUUCGACAAAUUUAAGAGUAUCACGCCCUGA
This is a messenger RNA of Echinococcus granulosus, 597 nucleotides long. Its product is annotated as Vacuolar protein sorting-associated protein. The record is from RefSeq and is a predicted model, not a curated record. Gene Ontology annotation, biological process: protein transport to vacuole involved in ubiquitin-dependent protein catabolic process via the multivesicular body sorting pathway. Gene Ontology annotation, cellular component: ESCRT I complex. Gene Ontology annotation, molecular function: protein-containing complex binding. The transcript is spliced from 8 exons. NCBI's taxonomy places the organism in Eukaryota, Metazoa, Platyhelminthes, Cestoda, Cyclophyllidea, Taeniidae. The coding region runs from base 1 to 597 and encodes 198 amino acids.